Messenger RNA from Nerophis lumbriciformis (worm pipefish), 1056 nucleotides. Lineage: Eukaryota; Metazoa; Chordata; Actinopteri; Syngnathiformes; Syngnathidae. The record is from RefSeq and is a predicted model, not a curated record.
AUGGAUAAAUUGCGUAUGAUGUUCCAGUUCCUUCAAUCCAAUCAGGAAUCAUUUAUGAAUGGGAUCUGUGGUAUCAUGGCCCUUGCUAGUGCACAGAUGUACUCUGCCUUUGAAUUCAGCUGCCCCUGUAUUCCAGAAUAUAACUACAGCUACGGGAUCGGGCUGUUGAUCAUCCCGCCCAUUUGGUUUUUCCUAUUAGGAUUUGUAUUGAACAAUAAUGUAUCCGUACUAGCAGAAGAGUGGAGAAGACCCACGGGAAAGAGGACGAAGGAUCCAUCAAUCCUUCGCUACAUGUUCUGUUCUAUUACACAAAGAUCUUUGAUAGCACCCGCAGUUUGGGUGUCAGUGACUCUCAUGGAUGGCAAGAGCUUUCUCUGCGCUUUUAGCAUCAAUUUGGAUAUUGACAAGUUUGGGAAUUAUAGUCUCAUCAAGGGGAUGUCUGAGACGGAGAAGAUGAAACUGUUGGCAAAGAUUCCAUGUAAAGACUUGUUCGAGCAUCAAGAUAUAAGAGUAGCGGCAUCCCGGUACAUCAAGUGUAUAUCACAGGCUUGUGGCUGGAUGUUUUUGCUCAUGAUGACCUUCACAGCCUUUCUGAUCCGUGCUAUUCGACCUUGCUUUACCCAAGCUGCUUUCCUCAAAACCAAAUACUGGUCUCAUUAUAUCGACAUUGAGCGCAAAAUGUUCGAUGAGACCUGUAAGGAGCACGCCAAGACCUUUGCAAAGGUCUGCAUCUAUCAGUAUUUUGAAAGCAUCAGCGGAGAGAUGCACAAUUUACAUCAUCACUCCAGCAAGGAUGGCAGCGACUAUGAAGAUGAUGAUAAGAGAAAGAAUGAUGAAGACAAGCUCCUGGGUAUAAGGGUCCAGGAUGACAUGAAUAAAGCUUUGUGGAACUGGCACACCUGCAAACCAGCCCUUGAACUGAGAAAAGAACAGGUAAAUGGUGAAAACAAAGACAUACUGCAUGAAGAGGCCAAUGGAGCAGUAAAUGGGUUUCAAAACGGACACACCCAUAAAGUCCAGAAAAAGGAAUGGGCGGUGUAUUACAGUAAAGUCUGA